Molecule: messenger RNA, 5404 nt
Organism: Zophobas morio
Lineage: Eukaryota; Metazoa; Arthropoda; Insecta; Coleoptera; Tenebrionidae
Product: adenylate cyclase type 10-like
Exons: 23
Coding region: 107-5302 (1731 amino acids)
Biological process (GO): intracellular signal transduction; cyclic nucleotide biosynthetic process
Cellular component (GO): cytoplasm
Molecular function (GO): adenylate cyclase activity
Source: RefSeq, a predicted model, not a curated record
ACAGUUUGCAGCAAUUUAUUUGUGAAUUUAUUAUUUACAUUUUUUUUGCCAAAUUCAUGGCCCCUUUUUUCAUCUACACUUUGCUAACUUAACAAAAUCAUUCAAGAUGAUGGAAGGACUGAAUAAUCUGGGGCAGGAGGAGUACAUUUGGGCAAUGCGGGAAAACACUGCCCUUAAUAAUGAAUCAGACGAACAGUUUACUAAAUCUCGCCUGCCUGCUCUUGGAGCAAGAAAAUCUAGAUACAUGGUGGAAAUAUUGCAGCGUAAUGAUGAUCAGACUAAAUUAAUGGCUUCUCUAGUCCCGGACGAAGUGAUAUAUAACGUAGACGACUACAGCCACAGAGAGUACGACGCUUGUUUUCUUUUCGGUGACGUUUCCGGUUUUACAGAACUAUGUGAAAAAUACAGCCAGACCGGAAUUUCGGGACCGUCGAGACUGACUCAAGUCUUAAACAAAUAUCUAGGCUCUAUGGUUCAGGAGGUUUUAUCCCACAAUGGUGACAUUUUGAAGUUUUCUGGUGACGCGUUUCUCUCUAUCUUCAAAUGUUCCGAAACUGAAAGCAUGCGAGACGCUGUUCAUGAAGCGGUUGACUGCGCUCUAGUCAUUCAGAAGUCAUAUGGUUCUUACAUCACGGAUGUCGGAGUGAAGAUACGAGUGAAAUUGGCGAUUUCUGCGGGUCCGGUGACUUUCGCCCUCAUCGGAACAAAGACUACGUCCCAUUACGUCGUGGUAGGAAACCCCAUUUGGGACGUCAAAGCAGCCGAGCAUAUAAGCAGCCCCGGAGACAUCAUAGUGGCACAAGCGGGUUGGCACUACAUCAACCCCACCGAAUAUCUUUUCACUGACAUGCCUGACGGUAUCCAUGUUAAGAUCACUGGUAUUGGAGCUAACUGGCGUAGUGUCCAGAAAAAUGUGCGCCACCAACAUUUAGAUGCAAGUAGAGAUGACAUGAGUUCGUCGACUGGUUCUUCAGAGACUGACGAUUUGAAUGAACCAGAAGGGGUACCACCAAUGGAUGAGUUUUCCUUACGACCGGCGGUGAAUUUGGCUGUUCGCCUUGAAAUUAAAGAACCUUUAAGACGGUUUAUCAUAGCGCCAGUGAUGAAAAGUAUAGACAUGGAUGAACCGUUCGAGUACUUGACAGAAAUGAGACUGGUUACCAUCGUGUUCAUUAAUGUAAUUUCAAUCAAACUUCAGAACGAAGCAACGGUGGUAUUGGCGGACCAGACUUACAAGGCUGUGUGCAGCGUGGUGGACAAAAUGAACGGCUGCGUGAACAAGGUUUCCCUUUUCGACAAGGACUUAAUGUUCGUUGUUAUUUUUGGUCUGCGUGGACUUAAACACGAGUUAGAGUGUCAAGUGGCCUUAAGAUGCGCUAGGGAAUGUCAUACCGCUAUAAGCCAGCUACCAAACGUGUUGUCGACUUCUAUUGGAGUUACCACCGGUAAAACUUAUUGUGGUGUAUUCGGUCACACUCUUCGUCGAGAGUACACAGUAAUCAGCCUCAUAGUUAACAAAGCAGCUCGACUGAUGGUAUCUUACCAAGGCAAAGUUACUUGUGACAAAGAAACCUUCCUGCACAGUAAACUAGAAGCAAGACAUUUCAUUCUACAAGAAUAUAAGCCACUGAAAGGAAUUUCCCACCCUGGACCAGUUUACGAGUUUAGAGAAAUCGACAUAGCACAUGACCAAGUUCAAAGAAUAAACACCUCUCCCCUACUGGGAAGAAACGAAAAACUAAAAGUGUAUCACCGUAUACUGGAAGCAUUUCGAACGGCAAAACCUGACGAAGAACAGCGAUACAAAAUGUUUUUGAUUAAAGGUGAAGCUCGACAAGGAAAAACGCGCGUUUUAGAUGAGAUUGUCUAUACAACCCCGGAAGACAUUCCAGUGAACAGAUUCAAGUUGACAAAAGCAGACCAGAAGAAACCCUAUCAGGCAAUCAAACUGAUAUUCACCCUUGCAAUACCACUACGUCCAGAACUAACAACAACACAAAAAGAAGAAAAAUUGUGUAAAGUCUUAAAGAAAACUGAAAUUUUCGAAGUGAUAUGCGUUCUAAAUGACAUAUUUGGUGUCAACUUUAAAAAAACCGAGCUGUAUUUGUCGUUAAAACCACACGAACAACGCCUGAUUUUGCGCAAAAUGAUCAAACUUCUAGCUCACGUUAGUUUUGUGAAAGCGUGGGUGCUGGCAAUUGACGACUGUGAAUUUAUCGACAACCAGUCGUGGGAAGUGUUUAAUGUUUUGUUUGAGACGAGAAAGCUUUUCAUCGUUGCUACAAUAUCGCGAGAAAAGCUUAAUAAAUCUCCUGUUUCUCGGCAAGUUCUUAGUGACACGCGCGUUAAAAUGUUGGAACUGCAGCCCAUCCCACGGUUGUACUUGGGAGCGCUGGCUUGCCAAAUUUUGGACGUGUAUGCUAUAUCUCCAGAGUUAGAGAAUGCUGUGCAAACUAAAAGUAAUGGCAAUCCUGGGUGGGUGGAGAGUUUUUUGAUCAGUCUAAUUCAAGAUAACGCUUUAUACAUUUUAAAAGCCACGUUGAGACAAAUACACGAUCUAGGGUUAGUGUGUCCUCCGCUGUAUAUGAUGGCAAGAUUGGACAGGGAAGAGACACUUAAAUGGCAAAACAUAAUGGAGGAAAGUAGAGCGGCUGGAGAAACCGACAACUGGCAAAGAUACAUCGACAGUUGCCGAGAUAGUUUUCUAAAUGUCACCAUAAGAGAACAAAUGGAAGCCAUUUCUAAAGGAGGUAAAGUGCCGAUUUGUGUGAUUGGUCCAAAUUUUUCUGCCAGCGCUAAAGACAUGGAACUAUCGGUAGAGGCCAUGAUACUCAAGACAUUUGAUUCUCUCAAUUUCUACGAACAGUUGAUGGUUAAAUGUAGCGCAACUUUGGGCUAUCAAUUUUUUCGACAGAUGUUAAUGUAUGUCACGUCUUCAACUAACCGCAGAAAGUUCGCCGCUGCCGUUGGAAAACUCUUCCAAAUAAAAGUUUUAACUUGUGCGGCGGGGGAUUUUCUAGAAGAUGGUACAUUCGUGUUCAGAGAAAAACUACUGAAUCCUAUGGAAAAAAAGGAACUGACUUGUCAGUGCAGGGGUAUACGUGUUGAUGAUGCAUGCCAGGGUCUUCCUAGAUACGCUUCAUGUGGCUAUAUGCAAUUUAGAUCGUCUUUAUUUCGCGACAUUACCUACAAUCUUUUGACUGAUAAUCAAAAGAAGGAAUUCCAUCAAAGAGCCAUCAAAUACCUGCAACGAGAGACGCGUAAAUGUAAAGCUUGCGGUAAAGGCUUCUUUGAGAACAUUCUAGGUGACAAACAAGAUCAGGAAUUCCUAUUGGUUAGAAAUAAAACUCGAAAUGUCGUGCCGACUUACAAAUUUGAUACAAGAUUGAGCGAUAAAGAGGAGUCAUUAAAUGGGUCAAUACAUUCCGGCAGCUUGAUAAUGCCUCACUCGAGUAGUAUUUCUAGCGGUAGCAGCUUGAAAGUUAAGAAGUUACAGGAUUAUAAACGGCCUAGGCAGUUUUUAAAAAUGAACCUGCAAGUUAAAAAAUCUCACGAAUCCUUUUUCGGGGUUUCGAUGAUCCACAAACUUAAAAACAGUUAUUCUUUGACAAGGGCUUUUUCGCAAGAAGACUUCAGUAACUGUGACUGUAAUCUCAUUCUAAGCACAGUCUAUGGUCAGCUCAUCGAGCACUGCAAGGGUGCAGGGGAUCUAAACAUGCUCAUCCAGGCAAUGUUGGCUUAUGCGUACGUCUGCAUCGCCUUGUCUAACAUUCCACUCGCGAUGACCACAUUAGACGAAUCAUUGGACGCUCUGAGACUCAAAUGCCUCGAAAAGAGUGAAAAUAUGUGGAAGUUUACCUUACUUCGUGCGAAAAUUUUUAUCUUGAUCGGGUACGCGCGGAUGGAAAUGGGUCACUUAGAUAAAGCCCAUGACAACCUCCACAUGGCUUUAAAUGAAUACGGAAUCAGAUUUCCUACAGGACUGAAGCGACGGAUGAAAGCUUGCGUUUUCCAAUUUCGACAGUAUUUAGGUUUCUAUGUUUGUCCGAACUUGAUGCUCAGAAAUUUAGACCACUGGGAAACGGUGUACUCCAAUAAUCUCUCUGAAUGUUUAUCACAUCUGUGCACUCUGUACAUGAUAAGGAAAGAGUGGGAAAAUGCAGAACUGGCCGCUAUUUGGAGUUUAUCCAAAUGUUUACAGUCUUUCAGUGACUUUAAAGUAAUGUGUGUAGCUUGUUCGAAUAUGAUUUUCAUAGCACAGCACUACGAAAGAUGGAGACUGUGUAUAGCGCUAGAAAUUUAUUCAUCACGAUUGUGCCAUAUAAAAAAGGAUGAAAACAUGCUAGCUAAAGAUCUUGAAUGUAUUGCGAAAUUGUACAGUGUCAUCUUCGUUUCACGGAUAAGCCAGACACACUUUGAAAAGGCUAUACAAAUGGGUUACAUCGUUUUAAGACUGAGUAAUGCAAUUCGCGCCCCUAAGGUUGUUCUUCCUUUGUUGCCCCAUUUGGUUUAUGCACUUUUGAUAGGAAAACUUUUCGGUAGUGCCUCGAACAUUAUGUCGGAGAUGAAUGAACUCUCUGAAGAAGAUCCUGAUAUUCUUACAAAAAUGUGGUACUACGCUGAAGCUCUGGGCUUGCUGAUAGAAACCGGACACACUGUUGUUUCGUACAACACGUGCGAAAACUUCUAUAAAAUAGAAGGCGGUUCUUGGAUCACCAGGUUGCAUCCUGACGCUGGAAGACGAUUUUGUAGUGUUAUGUGGUUAUGGUGCAUACGAAACGAGCACUGGGAAGCCGCCUUACUCUGGGCUAACGUAAUGGAUGAUUUUUUUGACGUCACUCACAACGACUCUUUGGCAAAUAAACGUUCGGCAUUGUAUGUGUUAGAAGGGUUACUUUUGCACAUGGUGUCAAAAAUGGAUAAACGCAAUAUGCCGGCUGUUCAAAACAUCGAAAAAGAAAUUAAUACUUUAAUUAAAUCUCUAGAAAAAGCGUCAAAGUCGAGCAAAAUUAUUCUGCCCAGGUUGUAUCAUCUAAAGGCGUAUUACAGAUACAUUCAACACAGUGACAUAAGUGUACUUGAGUUGCUAAACAAAGCAAAUCAUUAUGCGAAACAACAAGGGAACUUGUUGGAACUGGAUUGGAUCGAGCACUCGACCAAAGCCUGGAAUAACGACCUACUGCUCGCCGAGGUAAAUUUCUGGAAGGAACAUUCUGAAUUUGACAACGCGAUUGAUUUCGGUGAUCUUGAUAUGAGUGAAAAAAUCGGAUUUUUCACUUUACCCACUCCAGAAUACCUGUGAAAUAAAAUGAUCGCAGUCCUGUCCCAUCUGUAAAGAAAAUUCACUUGACAUUGUCACAUUGUACAUGUAUAUGCAUAUUUUAUUAAAUUUUUUAGGAUUAAA